UUUCCCUUAAUAAUAAUAAUAAUAUAAUGUGGUAUUUUAAUACAGUCAACUGAAUUUAAUAUGAAAAAAGAGACAACUGUGGGUAUUUGAUAUAACACAAUAAGCUGAUGUGUCUAUUUGUACUGCACCCUAAGAUCUUUAGAAGAGAUAUAUCUUAAUUAUGAAGGCAGGGAUAGUGAAAUUAAAAAAAAAAAAAAAUUAGCCUCUUAUUUAUGUCAUGAGACACCUCAUUAUGUAUAUUUAUCAUGUUAUAUACACUAUUCAAUUUUGCGUUAUUAUGGUAGAUAUUUCCACUUGUAACUCUACAUUUACUACAUGAUGCUGCAAUUUUACUCUUGCUCAUUUAACCUUUAGACUGUACUGCAAUAUUGGCUUAAGUUUACGUGUAUUGAUUUUUUCUUAAUUUUAGCUUCCCUUCUAUGGUUUUGUUUUCUAUACAAACACAGCACAACUCACCUCGGAUUCGUUCAAGUUCUGUCUUAGUCAAGUCUUCAGUGUUGUAAAUUACAAACUUUUUUGUGAGAAAUAUUUAUGAGGUUCUCAGAAUUAACAAAUUACACUUAAAAAAGGUCUACACAGAAGGGCAAUUCUACUGUUACAGUUAAGCUGAAUAAUACUACAUAUUACAAUAAUAUCUUUAUACAGCAUUCUCAUUUUACAAGUACUCAGCACACAUUUUAAUAGGUCACUAUUAUACUGAAUAAGUUUCCAUGGUGAAGCAGUAAGAGGGACUUUCAAUCCAAUGUCCACCUCUAGGUGCCUCAGUUGUCUUCCAAGCAUUUAUGAUACAGUGUCUUUUUAUUUGCACCUGACAGUCUUAACUCAGGUGGAGGUAGUCCAAGGUUAAAUACCAAAGUACAGACAGGCAACCCAAUAUUGAUAAUAUCUGAUAUAGUUUGUAUAACAUUUUCACCAAAUGUUUUAAUUUUUGGCCAGCUCCAAAGGUAGUGGAGUAACGUGUCUUCCUCUGUGCCACAUUUAAUAUAUAAAUCACAGUUAUUUUUAUCAGAGCAAAGUAACUGGGAGGGAGUCCUAUGUAUACAUGAUCUAUUUAAUAUCAGUCAAUUUAAAUCUAAUGUUGAUAAUCUGGCCUUGUGCUGUACAAACUCUCCUCCAAUCAUCUCCAGAGAUUUCUACAUCUCAGUGGUUAGACCAAGCCAUUGCUCAAGCUAUUGUUGUUUGAGGAUUCUUUAGAUUUAUUUACAUUCUAUAUAUACAGGAGUGAAACCUGUCCACAACCUUGAAUCUAGUAUGGCCUUUUCAAGGAAAGACAGAAGAGAUCUAAAAGGGGACAGUUUACGUGCUCUUAAAAUAUAACUCUAGAUUAAUUGACACAGCCAGCAAAGUCUUUGCAUGCUGUUUUACAUGUGAAAACAUUCUAUUUCAACAUACAUUUUCAUCUACACCAAACAGUGUGAUGGAUAAAGUCUAAACAUUUAUUUUAGCUUCUUUUAGAUGACAAAUAACCCACCUGAGCAUCAGAGUCAACAUCUUAAGGCAAAUGCAGACCCAUGUUCUUUGCAAUUUUUUUUUUUACAAAAAACAUUUAAUAACCCUGAACACACAGUUAUAGAUAAAAGGUUAGCUUACUUUAGCACCAGUUGGAGGUCACCAAAGUUAAUGUUGAGUCACAAAAACAAAAUCAAUGUUGCACACUGUAGUUUCCUCCGGACCCCUGCUUAAACUGACCAGUGAUGACAUGUCCAGCUGCAUGCCAUCAUUUGAGUGUUGGCUGUUGAUGUGGUGUCCAGCAAAUGAUGCAGGCUUUGUAGAAAAUUUGAAGACUUUCUGGUGAAGACCUGGUCUGAUCAGGGGGACAGCAUAGAGCUACUCUCAUUUUCAGAGUUGAGACCAGGAAACAGAGCAGCAGUCCUACAUGUUUCUCUCUGUUUCUGUAAGUUACCAGUUACUCCUUUGAUUCUGGCACUGAAGAACACAGCCAGAUAAGAUUUUCACUUGGUUACAUGGCUUACUCCUCUGAGGUGCUUGGUGUUUGCCUCCAGAUUUUCUUCUGUUUUACCUCCAUGAUGUAAUUGUGACACUGGCACGUACAGGGUUUAUAAAAGAAAAUAAAAACAAACCCAUGUUUCUUCUGAGCACUGUAGCCAGACUGACUGAUCCAUGUAUUCCUCAUUCCACCUGCCCUCAACUGGCAAAGAUUUAUUUCCAAACACAAGAUCCUUACAAACAGCUGUGAAACCUAAUAUAUACCCAAACUGUUUUUCUCCUAUCAACCCUCAUCAACCUCAACAAUUUCUUCAACUAAACCAUCAACCUGUCUCUUAGUAGACCCCAUCCCAAUUAGGCUGCUUCAGGAAGUCCUUUGAAGUAGCUGUGAUUAUACCACUUGUUAAAAAGCCUACUCUCAAUCCAGACAUAUUAUCUUAGCUAUAGACCCAUAUCUGACCUUCCCUUACUCUAUAAAAUCCUUGAGAAAACAGUUGCAAAUCAGUUGUGUGACUUUCUGCAGAACAACAGUUAAUUAGAGGAUUUUCAGUCAGGAUUCAGAGUGCAUCAUAGCACAGAGACAGCACUGGUCAAAGUUACAAAUGACCUCCUAAUUGCAUCAGACAGUGGACUUGUCUCUGUACUAGAUUUCAGUGCUGCUUUUGAUAGUGUAUCUCAGUGGGAGCCUGUGUGUAGUUGUGUCUUGUUUGUGUUUUUGUUUAUACUUAAAAAAAAAAAAAACCUAAGCUAAAAAAAGGUAAAAUUAUAUUAAGUUGGUAUUAGCUACAUGGAAUUCAGCCUUCAUUAAUUUUAUUAUUUAAAUAUGCACUUUUGCAAUUCAACUGGGUUUGAGUGACAUUUUUCAGCUCUGCAUAAUAUAGGAUUAGAGUGUUGUUACUCCUGUUUUUGUCUUGUUAUUACUCAUGUAGACUAUUCAGUUUUAGGUAACAUAAAUACAUAAAUGGAGAUUUGUAUAAAUGGAAAUUUAUACAAAUCAGACACACACACACACACACACACACACACACACACACAGUUUUUAACACAGUAUGUCUUUCUCUCCUGUCUUGUCAAAUGGACUUUGUUGGAAAUGUAUUUUUUGUGUGCAUUCAUUUUCUAGUGUACUGCUACUUGGAAUAGCUCCUUCCUGCACAGCCUGUAUGUUGUUCUCAUUAAACUAUUGAAAUUUUAAAAAAGAAAGAGACCAAAUUGUCCAUGUUCACCAACUACGAUUUAAAGAUAAACUGAGAUAACGAUGAGUAUUUUUCUUUGGCUUUUGAAAAACAUAGUUUGUUUGGCUCGUUGAGUGAUUGGUGUCUGAUUGAGCCAAUAGUAACAGAGAAUACAGCAUGACCGCGAGACACUAAACCAAUGGGCUGGCGGUGGGCGGGGCUUCGAGCACAUCUACCGUAAGCGUUGUUGGUCGGAAGAAGAAGCCGAUUCUGGAAGCCAUUACGUUGCGCACAUCAGUUGAGUAAAUCCUACUAUUUUUACGUACAAUACGCACAAUUACCUCUUUAAAAGAGGAAUUUCUGUAAUUAUGGCAUCGGUCGCGAAAAAGAGAAAAAUGAAUUUCUCGGAGAGAGAGGUGGAAAUUAUUGUGGAAGAAAUAGAGAAACAAAAGCACACACUGGUUAACCACUUCAAUGCUGGAGUCACCCACAUGGCAAAGAAUAACGCGUGGGUGGAUAUCCUGAAAAAGGUGAACGCUGUCACUACCUGUCCAAGGGAGUUACCCGAGGUGAAAAAGAAGUGGUCUGACAUGAAGACAGAAGUCCGGCGGAAAGUGGCCCAGGCGCGUGCUGCUAUAGAGGGGACGUCCGCUGACUGCACUCCAGUUCCCGUCAUCCUCACUGCUAUGCAGCAGAGGAUCUGUAACCUCCUGGGGGAGGCAACCAUCAUCAGCUUACCUGCAGGAGACUCGGAUGCUGAGAUAACUUUACCUGUUACAGUGAACAGCGCCACCACCGUCACGCUGGCAGAGACUCUUCCAGCUGGCUCAGGUGCAGUCUGUGAUGAAGCAAAGCCAUUAAAUGCUGAAACAACUUACCACACCCUAGAGGACGGAGGUGUGGUGGAGUACUGCACCACCACUGUAAGUGAUUCCACUCCCACUGUGGUGGCAGCUGUCGAGGCUCCAGUAGAGAUGCUGACCUCAUCUUCAGCUUCCCCGCCCCCUCCUCAGGGUCAGGCCAAACCUCAGGAGCUGAAGAGCCGCAUUGCCCUCAACUCCGCCCGUUUGCUGCAGGAGCAGAGAGUCACCAACGUCCACAUCCGACAGAUCGCCCAGCACCUGGAGGGCCAGAAUGAGCUGCUGCAGAUGAUGCGGCGCUCCCAGGAGGCCCAAGCAUUCGCCCAGGAAAGACAGGCCCAGGCCUUGGAAGGGACACAGGCUGCCCUGCUCGCAUUAGUGCAGAUGCUCAGGCCUGCUCUAAAAGACUUACGCAAAUUCUUGCAGAGUGGGACAGAGGUGGCAAACUCCAGCAGCUCAGCAGCAGGAGGAAUGACUGAUGGGUCAGGAGCAGAGGAACAGAGCAGGCCCAAAACACCACCACCUCCUCCACAGCAAGCUGAGGAGACACAAUAGACACUGUGUGUGUGUGUAAACGUGUGUGUGCCACUGCCUCCUGUCUGCAUUGCACACAAAGGACUCCAUGCACACAGGCUCCAUUGAACAAUGAAAAGCUUGUCAAGAGUUGCCUUAGGGAGACAUGCAUAGAAUUUUAUUUUUGUUUUACGUUGUUUUGUUUUUGCGAAAAGCAGUCACAGAAACAGUGAAAGGUUACGUUGAGAAUGUCAUUUUUACUUUUUACAGUCAGUAAUUGGUUUAUGUUCCUAAAACACACUUGAUAAUGAAAUUAUAUUUUUAUUGCAAAAUGCAAAAUCACCCUGAUGUGGGCUGAACAUUUAAUUCUGUUUAUUCAAGUAAUUAUGCAGUUUACCCUGAAUGAAGAAUAAUCAGCCAGUGUCAGCUGGGUUCUUCAGUUAGUUUGCACCCUGACAUCAGAACUCAAUAAAAUUUUAAGAAAAAGAAAACAGCAGUCUGUUUUUCCAACAGACUGCAUUACUAAUGAUCAACCAGAAGAGGUCAGUGUGUAAACAAGUUUUUAUCAUGAUCAACUGUAGAUCUUUAGGAUUAAAUCUGUGUGUUUUGUGAAAUACAGUAUUUCUUUUUGAAAAUUUGGAAUACCACUGUUAAAUACUCAAAAUUACAUUCUGCCAACAACAACCCAAAGACAUUUCCCUCACAACAACAAAGUGCUGUUCUGAGUCUGCGGGCACGUGAACAGUAAGUAAGAUAUAUUUAAAAAGAAAAUGGCUGUAAAUAAUAGAAUUGGUGAAAGCAAAUCUGUAAAUCCAUUGGCUAGUUCUUCAACUGAAAUGAGCUUUUAAAAGUGCACCAUCUCUUUGAUCGAACAGCUCUGCAAUUAUAUGUGGACAUUACAGUAUCUAAGGGCCAGUGAAGAAAUGUAAGGCCAGGGUAUUAGUAGCACUGAAGGGCAGUCUCAGUAAGCAUCUCACAGUAAGUGAAGGGGUCAGAACAUCAGUCAAAGUUAAGAAUAUGUUUGGUUAUUUUGCCUAAGAACCUUUACAUUUUGCCUGCACUCCUUGCAGUGAGCAGCAGACAGUCAUGGUUAGAGAGCAGCUGGUGAACAUAGUGGGGCAUUUAGCAACUAAAGAGCCAGAUAUUUUUCUCUAAAGCUGAAACCAGAGACAAAUGGAGAGUGAAUAUCCCUCCAUUCACCAGGUGGCCAAAACACUACUCCAUAUGAACAUUAAUGUUGCUCUGCAUCUGCUGGAUGUGUAAAUAGGAAGCUGUUAACAAUUUAAUAAAGUGAUGAUAUGUCA
Lates calcarifer (barramundi perch) is the source of this 5796-nucleotide messenger RNA. RefSeq names its product nuclear apoptosis inducing factor 1 (gene naif1). The transcript has 3 exons. The record is from RefSeq and is a predicted model, not a curated record. NCBI's taxonomy places the organism in Eukaryota, Metazoa, Chordata, Actinopteri, Centropomidae. Gene Ontology annotation, cellular component: nucleus. The coding region runs from base 3488 to 4534 and encodes 348 amino acids.